AGAACCUUUUAAUUUUUCAUAACAUUUCCUCCUGUCACCUAGCUCAACUGCAAUGGAGUUUCAUGGAGAUCAGAAAUACCUCUGGAGCUUCAUGGAUGAAGAAAGAAAGAGCAUCAAGUUACCUCGGAGACUUUCUUUUGGUAGUAACCAACAACAGUGUUCAUCAUCCGAAGUACCUAACAUUCACUUAGCUUCUGCAGCAAGACCAUCCACUGCUGUUUCUGAACCAUCAAUCGAUGCAAUUCCGCCACGACCUAUGAGCCCUGGCACACCAUGGACACUCUCCCCGGUGCGCACUUCUCCUUCCCAGCCUCUUCUUUAUCACUGCAUAGCCUCCCUCCACCGCCAUGAAGGUAAUAUUUUCUCUAUCACACUCUCCAAAGAUUUUAUAUUCACUGGCUCAGAAAGUUGCCGGAUUCAUGCUUGGAAGCAACCAGAUUGCACCGAUAUAGGUUCCAUAAAGGCUACUUCAGGUCAGGUUCGAGCCAUCUUAGCCUAUGGGAAAAUGCUGUUCACCACACAUGGUGACCACAAAAUUCGGGUAUGGGAUGCAUCAUCACCAGAGAACUUUAAACCUAGGAAGAUCACAACUUUACCACAGAGAAAUAGAUUCACUAAUUUGUUUUCGAAAAAGAGCAGCCUGCAACACAAUGAUUACAUCUCCUGCCUCGCUUACAACAAGGAAGACAAGAUGUUGUACACAGGCUCAUGGGACAAGUCAGUUAAAGCUUGGAAGAUCAAUGAAAAGCGCUGUGUCGACUCUUUCAUAGCUCAUGAAGGCCAUGUGAAUGGAAUAGUGAUCAACCAGGAAGAUGGGUGUGUUUUCACUUGCUCAUCAGAUGGAUCAGUCAAAAUUUGGAGAAGGGUAUUUGGUGAAAGCUCACACAUACUCACCAUGACCCUGAAGUUUCAACUUUCACCAGUGAAUGCCUUGGCAUUGAGCUUGUCAAAUAGCACCACCCUCCUCUAUUCUGGUUCCUCAGAUGGGCUCAUAAAUUUCUGGGGAAAAGAGAAGAUGUCUGGAAGAUAUAAUCAUGGUGGGUUUCUGCAAGGUCAUCAUUUUGCUGUUCUUUGCUUGGUAGCCUUGGGAGAACUAAUCUUCAGUGGCUCUGAGGAUGCCACCAUUAGGGUUUGGAGGAGAGAGGAAGGAAAUUGCUUCCAUUCUUGUAUCUCUGUCAUUGAGGAACAUAACGGGCCAGUUCGAUGCUUAGCAGUGUCUUUAGAAACAGAGAAUUUGGUAAGGGUCAAGGGUUUGUUGGUUUAUAGUGCAAGCUUAGACCAGACAUUUAAGGUGUGGAGGGUUAAGGUUUUUCCAACUGAGAAACAAAACUUGGAUGAAUCAGCAAAAGACCCACAAAGAGAGAUUUUGGAGUGUGAGACAAGUCCAGUGCUGUCACCUUCAUGGGUGGAGAAAAAGCUUCAGGGCAACUUUUUCCAGUAGAGCAGAAGACAGAAGAUGGAACUUGUAAGCUUUGACCCUGCUUAACUUUUAUGAUGGUUCUACACCAACUUGACAGGCGAACUACAGUUACCAACUCAGAAAUACAAGAAGCCUUCCAGAUCAGUAUCCCAAAAUUUACAGGGAGCUGAUUCCAUUUCCAGAUUUGAGAACUGGGAUAGUCUAUCUCUCGUAGUUCCACAUUACCUUAUCCAUACAACCUCAGGGGAAGCAAAACCCUCCUCGUUACA
Molecule: messenger RNA, 1689 nt
Organism: Argentina anserina (silverweed cinquefoil)
Lineage: Eukaryota; Viridiplantae; Streptophyta; Magnoliopsida; Rosales; Rosaceae
Product: protein JINGUBANG-like
Exons: 1
Coding region: 53-1441 (462 amino acids)
Molecular function (GO): protein binding
Source: RefSeq, a predicted model, not a curated record